This is a messenger RNA of Solanum dulcamara, 1584 nucleotides long. Its product is annotated as E3 ubiquitin-protein ligase CCNB1IP1 homolog. Bases 417 to 1331 code for a protein of 304 amino acids. The record is from RefSeq and is a predicted model, not a curated record. NCBI's taxonomy places the organism in Eukaryota, Viridiplantae, Streptophyta, Magnoliopsida, Solanales, Solanaceae. Gene Ontology annotation, biological process: chiasma assembly. The transcript is spliced from 12 exons.
GGUCGGGUCAGAGGAUCCUAUAUAAAUCCCGAGAUUCGAGAAACGGCUUUUUACCGCCAUUUUCAAACAAAAAUUCAAAUAACGCAACAUUACUACUGCAGUAGCAGAUGAACCAGAGAGAAGCUUCAAUUCGAAAUUUUCAUGCUUGGGUUUCGAUUCCAUAGGAGCCGUACAUUUUUCACCAGAGAUUUUCGAAUUCGUGGAGGUUGAGUUUUCAAAUUGGCGAUUUUGUAUCUUCGAAGUACCGAUUUUGUUCUGAUUUAUUCAAAUUCUUGAUUGCAGAUUUGUUUCGUUUCAAGGUUUCGGAUCAAAAUUUUGCUGAUAAGCUAGUUAUUGAGCUCGUCUGAAGGAUCUGGAAAAUUUGUCAUAAACUGAGUGUUGUACACUAUAAGUGAAGUAGCUGACUGCUGGUUGAGAUGAGAUGCAAUGCUUGCUGGCGAGAACUGGAAGGACAGGCCAUCACUACCACCUGUGGCCACAUCUUCUGUCAGACCGAUGCCAGUAAGAUUCUCAGCAAUGAUGCUGCUUGUCCUAUUUGUGAUCAAGUUCUCUCUAAAAGUCUCAUGAAACCUGUGGAUGUCAAUCCAAGUGAUGAAUGGAUAAAUAUGGUCAUGGCUGGAAUUACACCACAGAUAUUAAUGAAGAGUGCCUACAGAAGUGUGAUGUUCCACAUUGGGCAAAAGGAAUUGGAAAUGCAGUUCAAGAUGAACAAGAUAAUAGCUCAAUGCCGUCAGAAAUGUGAGAUGAUGCAGGAAAAAUUCUCUCAAAAAUUGGAGCAAGUGCAUACUGCAUACCAGAAGGUGGCUAAAAAGUGCCAAAUGUUGGAACAAGAGAUUGAGACCUUAUCUAAAGACAAGCAGGAACUCCAAGAAAAAUUUGCUGAGAAAUCCAGGCAAAAAAGAAAACUUGAUGAAAUGUAUGAUCAGUUGCGAAAUGAAUACGAUUCAGUAAAGCGCACAGCCAUUCAGCCAAGUAAUUUCUUUUCAAGAGCAGAGCCUGAUUUGUUUGCAAAUCCUGCUAAUAUGAUGGACAACAGAGAUACUAUGAGAAAAGAUUGGUCGGUUCUCACUCCUGAAACUCCAGGACCAAGAGAAGACAUGUGGCCUCCAACAAGACAGAAUGGUUCCAACUCUGGCCCUUUCGAUAGUGGCUCCCCUGCAAGACAGUCAGCAGUACCAGUGGAUGCUGGAAACAGAAGAGCAGGUGCACAUCCUAUGCUUGGCGUUGCAACUGGAGCAAGCAAUCCCUCAAUGACCCUUAGGAAUCUCAUCCUAUCACCAAUUAAGAGACCUCAACUCUCCCGCAACAGACCGCAGAUGUUCACGUUUUAAGUUUGGAGAUCUUUCAAUUCCAAUAGUGUGGAGAAAAAUAUACUUGAGAUGCAACUAUGGACAAGGUUUCCUUGACAUUUUCAUUGAGAAAUUUUGCUGUGAAUUAAAGUGCCAGAUAUUGAAAUGCUUAGCUGACCUUUCUUUUGUGGUGGGAAAAGUAAAGAUGAUGUAGAGUAAUGUUUCAUAGUUUACAAACAAAUGGAUGAUGUGAUAUGCGUUACAGUUUAAUAUAGUUGUAACUUUUCUUGCACUA